GAAGGCAGCUAAAGCAGUAAUAACCAGCAUAGCUACUGAAACAUGAAACUCCCACUGUCUCCUCCCCUAUUGCUCUGUCUUUAUAAUGCUCACCAUCGUCUGCUGCUCUUGUGUUUGUCUUGAAAAGUAUCUGUCAUGUGGACGACUCUUCUUAAGUUAGAUCUGGCCUCUGUAGGCCUGGCUCUGUCUCUGUUUUUCAUUUUUAUAGUAGUGUUUGAAAUCUUCAGGAUUAAUUCCUACAGAGGUCAAACUCCACCUGGUCCCACGCCGCUGCCUUUUGUAGGAACCAUACCGUAUUUUUUAAAGAACCCCAUGGAGUUCAUCAGAUCGUUAUCUCAAUAUGGAGAGAUGACCACUUUAUAUCUUGGAAGAAAGCCAUCAAUAUUUCUCAAUACAAUCCAGAUCACGAAGGAAGCCCUGGUCCAAAAUGCUUCAUCUUUUUCAGGAAGGCCAGCUAUACCACUUCUAAUCUGGAUCACUGAAGGAUAUGGUAUCAUAAUGGCCACAUAUGGUCACUCCUGGAGGCAGCAGAGACGGUUUGCUCUGCACACGCUCAGGAACUUUGGCCUGGGGAAGAAGUCUUUGGAGGAACGUGUGACAGAGGAAAGCACUUACCUGGUUCCUGAAAUGCUCAAAUUGGAAGGCAAGCCUUUCGACCCACAACAUGCAAUACACAAUGCCGCUUCCAACAUUAUCUGCUCCAUCGUGUUUGGGGAUCGUUUUGACUAUGAUGACAAGCGCUUUGCAUGCCUUCUGGAAAUCGUGAAGGAGAACAGCAUUCAGACAGGGUCACUUGUCGGACAGGUGUUUAACUUGCUUCCCAUCAUCAAACAUUUCCCAGGGCCACAUCAGAAAAUCUAUCAGAAUGCCGAAGAGUUUAAAGCUUUCAUAAGGGAUGCAAUCAAAGCGCACAGAGAAACUGUGGAUCCAGACAGUCCUCGGGACUUUAUUGAUGCCUACCUGCUAGAGAUAGAGAAACAAAAGUCCAAUGAGGACUCUACAUUUCAUGAGAAUAACUUGGUUAUGUCAGUAUCUGACCUUUUCCUGGCUGGAACCGACACCACAGCGACCACCAUCAGAUGGGGGCUCAUCUACUUGACUCAAAACCCACAUGUACAAGAGAGAUGUCAUGAGGAGAUUGUUCGGGUGCUGGGUUACGACCGCUUGCCCAGCAUGGAUGAUCGGGACAAACUACCGUACACAUACGCCACUGUUCAUGAGUUUCAGCGCUGUGCCAACAUUGUACCCUCUGGUGUGUUUCAUGAAACGACUCAGCCUGUAAAACUACGAGGAUACGACAUUCCCAAGGGCACCGAAGUAUAUACUAACUUAACAGCAAUUUUAACCGACAAGGAGCAAUGGAAAUACCCAGACACUUUUAACCCAGAGAAUUUCUUAGAUGACAAUGGACAUUUCUUCAAGCCAGAGUCUUUUCUUCCUUUCUCCUUGGGUCCGAGGGUGUGUCUCGGUGAGAGUCUAGCUAAGAUGGAGCUAUUCCUCUUCACCACUUCUCUCUUACAGCAGAUUCGUUUCUCCUGGCCACCUGGUGCGAAGGGUCCAAACAUGAAUGGGAUUGUCAGUUUGGUCCGCUCUCCUGAGCCAUUCAAUAUCAUCUGCCACAGCAGAGGAUCCAAAGAGUGAUACAUUAGUACACUUUCCAACAUUCACAGGAGUUUCCAUCUGUUUUUAGACAUAAUGUUACUUAAUGUUACAACCUAAUGUUAAUAGUUUUAGCCUUGAAAGAAUUAUAUUUUUUUAGUUUAAUAGUUAAAGUUUGGAAAAAAAAAAAUGCUGUACCUAUUUAAUGUAGCAUUUGGGCCAAUCAGACACACAAUAGUUCAUUUAGAUUUACCAAAUAAAUUAUUCAUGAGAUUAACAAAUAAUCAUAGACCCUUCACCUAAUCCACAACACUGGGUGGCGGGACAUCUCAGAUGGCCCACCAGGCCUCUGAUUACUAUAGCAGCCAGGACACCUCUGCCAGACUGUAUGUCCUUUAUGACCUAAAAGAAUGCUAUAGAAAAUGACUUCUUUCAUUAAUUCUUAGACAAACCUUUCUGUGAACGAACACACAUAUCCCCAGGUCAUUGUGUAUAUUAUUACUGUUCUUGUAUAUUGUCUUUUGUACUGUAUACUGUUUUAUGCAUGUGUUAUGAUAAAUCACUAGUUAGUAUAAUCCCACAUAUACUAUGUUUGGUCUCUUUAUGAUCUAAAAGAUGGUGUAUAUAUUCAUAUUUAUGCAACAUAUUAGUGUUUUAAGAAUUUUUUUGUAGUUUUGCAUUAACACCCAAUCAAAUUAAAAAUGCAAAAUACCAUGCUCUGAAAGAAAGAGUCGUAAACUUUCCCUCAAAGAAGUGAAAGUCACCAUUGCUCUAUGACCUCCCGGAGGUGUGACUUCAAUAGGAGAUAAAGGCCUCACACCAGUGACCCGCCUGCCGCUUUUUAGUCUUUUCACUCGUCUCUCAUCACCUUCCCAUAUUCUUGUUGCUAAGUUUGUACCUGCGCAGCCAUGAGUGGCAGGCCUCAAACAAGCCAGUCUGCGCUUCUUUUAGAUCCUAAGAGGAUGACAAGGAUGAGCUAGAUCUCUUCUAAGGACUACCUAAGCUUGUGCCAGGCUUCGGUCUAGUCUUUUCAUUCACCAAAGACCUUCAGAUUUCAGCUGGAUCUCUCUCUCAGCUCUUGGUUUUUCUUUACUUUCCACCUGGGAAAAAACUCCCAAUCACCACUGAACCAGAACAUCUUUGGAGUUCAUCACUUUUCAGACCUGGAGGAACAUGAUUGCAAGUCCAAACCUUGAAACCAUCAAGACUUUCAUCCAAGACUACAUUCGGAAGCUCAUUCAAUGACCAAGGCAAUGCAAGUAUUGUACAAUUACAUGAGUUUCUGAUUUUGCCUUGUAAAUUAAUGUCCCUUUUAUAAUUCUGAUCAAGCCACAUGCAUUAAUGCUGUAAGAAUGUUAUUUUCUGUGGCCACGAAAAUAUUGCUUAAAGCUGAUGUGAAAUUACACUAAAUGUUCAAACAGAUUGGUUGAUGACAAUAUUAAUUCUGCAACAGUUGCUACUGGCAGCUUAAUUAAUUGUAAUUAUUUAUAUACAUUUCCCUUUUGAGCUAAUUUGCUACAUUGUAAAGUGUGUAAUCUGCUGCAAUACCACUGUGACACACUAAAGGUUUUUCCUCUCUUGA
This is a messenger RNA of Labeo rohita (rohu), 3181 nucleotides long. Its product is annotated as cytochrome P450 2B4-like. The record is from RefSeq and is a predicted model, not a curated record. The transcript has 9 exons. The coding region runs from base 136 to 1641 and encodes 501 amino acids. Gene Ontology annotation, biological process: xenobiotic metabolic process. Gene Ontology annotation, molecular function: iron ion binding; oxidoreductase activity, acting on paired donors, with incorporation or reduction of molecular oxygen, reduced flavin or flavoprotein as one donor, and incorporation of one atom of oxygen; heme binding. Lineage: Eukaryota; Metazoa; Chordata; Actinopteri; Cypriniformes; Cyprinidae. Gene Ontology annotation, cellular component: cytoplasm; intracellular membrane-bounded organelle.